GAUAGAUAGAUAUAGAUAUAGAUAUGAAUAGAUACAUAUAGAUACUAACAUGCAUAUCCGCUGCCGACGACGCUUUGAGUCACAUCGUUUUUCCCCGACGCUGCCAGCAUGCCGCCGCUCCUCGUCCGACACUCGGUACUUAUCUUCAUUAUCCCCGCCAUGCUCCUCACCCUCCUCGGGCUCCCACCAACUGCUACGCUCGCCACCAGGUUCUACUCGUUCGACCUGAUGCGCGAGUACCCUCACGAUCCGGAGGCCUUCACAGAGGGCCUCUUGUAUGGAGGAAAUGACACUCUUUUCGAGUCCACUGGCCUUUUUGGCAGGUCAUCCGUGCGAAAGGUUGAUCUUCAAACAGGAAAGGUACGAUAAAUACUUCUCUUAUCAUAUUUAUCUUAGCAUAGUCUAAUUUUUUU
Aegilops tauschii subsp. strangulata is the source of this 413-nucleotide messenger RNA. NCBI's taxonomy places the organism in Eukaryota, Viridiplantae, Streptophyta, Magnoliopsida, Poales, Poaceae. The record is from RefSeq and is a predicted model, not a curated record.